This is a messenger RNA of Oppia nitens, 1073 nucleotides long. RefSeq lists its product as uncharacterized. The record is from RefSeq and is a predicted model, not a curated record. NCBI's taxonomy places the organism in Eukaryota, Metazoa, Arthropoda, Arachnida, Sarcoptiformes, Oppiidae. The coding region runs from base 87 to 1037 and encodes 316 amino acids. The transcript has 2 exons.
ACAAUUGUAUUUAAAUAGAAUGUAAAAUUUUUAAAACUAUUUAUUUUAUAAAUUUAAUUGACAAAAAUUUUCAUUGUAUUGUAAAAAUGUUAGACACAUUAAAGUUUAUUAUUUUAUUUUUUAUAGCUUUCAAUGUUUCUUCAGUAUUUAGUGCCAUCACAUGUCCGGACAGUUGGACAACAACGACAGACAAAACAGGAAAGGUCUCUAAAUGUUACAAAGCAUUGACUGAUCAGUUGUCAGUGACUGACGGUGAGUCCCAGUGCUCUAAAGCCAACUCCAGUGCCACUUUGGUUUCGGCCGUAACAAUGGUCGAAGAGAAUGAUAUCGUUGUGGUUAACGGAUUGAAAGACAAAGCUGUUGUCUGGAUUGAUGCCGAAUGGGAUAAGAGUACCAAACAGUUUCGAUGGCACAGUUCGGGCGAUCCGUUACAUUACGCCAACUUCAAUGCCGACGCUGUCAUUGAUGGCACCAAUCCGUGUGUUUAUUUAGAGGUCAGCGGUGCAGGCGAUACCCUAACACACGACUGGAUGACUGAUAAAUGUGACCAAAAGAAAACAGUAAUUUGUCAGAUUGGCGGCGCUUCCGAUACCGAUCUCAAUACGAAAGUCAAUAAAAUUGUUAAACAAAUGGCAGAUUUGCAAAAAAAUAUGAUUCCCAUUGGCUUCAUAUAUGUCCAGUUGUCGGGACAGUCAGAUCCUAAAAAACUUUGGCCGAAUUACACGUGGAGUAAUGUGACCAAUGACUACGCCGGACUGUUUUUUAGAGCUGCGAGUAAUACCAGUGCACUGUUUGACGCCAAAAAAGUCAACAUUCAAGAGGCCGGGGAGCGUAUGAUUACACACAUCAAUGCCGUUGGUCUAAAUCAAGUGAGUCAUACGGAUAAGACUCAGGAACGAGACAUACAGUUACCAGUCGACGGCAAUACCACUGAGUUAGUCCCGGGAGAGGCUCUCAACUCUUUGAAGUUUACCGUUCAAAAUGAUGAACUCCGACCUCGAAAUACAGCCAUUUUGAUUUGGAAACGAACCAAAUAAUACAUUUAUAAUUAUUAUAUAAUAUAUUAAUAUAUA